This is a messenger RNA of Cuscuta europaea, 1298 nucleotides long. Lineage: Eukaryota; Viridiplantae; Streptophyta; Magnoliopsida; Solanales; Convolvulaceae. The record is from the annotation of a GenBank genome assembly.
CUAGAUUAUACUCUCACCAACCAGUCGUGUCUUGGGGAAGCCCAACGCAACGCAACGCAAUAUGGGGAUUCUGUCAUGGUUUAGGGGCGGCAAUAAACAAGCUGAGGGGGGCAACAACCGUGGGGAUUCUACAUCUUUUCCUUCGGAAUCUGCCUCGAAAACGAACCCCGGUUCGAAUUCCCAAUCUUCGUCUUCUUCUUCUUACCAAAAGCAGGAGGCAUCCGGCCCGAACGGAGCCGUGGAAGUUUCUAGACCCCUAUCGCUGCCGGAGGUUACUGUUUUUGAGUUUGGUUUCGUCGCCACUUCUGCCGACAAGGUAACGAUAUCCGGUUACUGCCCCGUUUCCGAUGAGCUGGAGCCCUGCCGUUGGGAGAUUCUUCCGGCGAGUGCAUCCGAUGCCCCCCAGUUUCGCGUGGUAUUUUGAGCUGUGGGAGACCCCAGUGAGUUCGCAAAAUCUAUCUCUGGUGUACUGCAAUUUUUGUACUUCCUUAUGGAUUGUGCUGUGAGUCUUGAGUAUUUUCUUGGUUUUUAUGAUUAAAGUAGACGUUUAAUUUGCAGUUGAUGAAAUGUAUGCCUUCAUAUUCUUCAUUGCAGAUAUGUUUGUUCUAGCUAUGUGAGGUUUAAGAACAUAGAUCAAGUGAAUGUAUUUGAUUUAAUGCUUAUUCACAUUAGUGUUGAGUGUUGUAAGUUAGGGCUUGGUAAUUGUUGUAGUGGUUAACAAUAGAUCUUGAAAAUUAUUGUUGAAUAGUAAUGAAGAAAUCCGCGUUUCCAAAGCUCACCAAAGUGGAGUAAAUUUAGGUGCUGAGUAAUUAUUAUGUACAAGUAUGAAUGAAUUGGCAGAUCUGUAUAAAGUUUGAGGCUUUAUGCUUCAUUCAAACCGCCCCGCCUUGAGGCGCCUCCCCUAUGCCCAAAUGCCUAAAAGCUCCACAGCCUAUUUGGAACAAGUGUCAUUUCAAACUUGGGGUCAUACUCUUCUUUUAUGCUUGUAUUGCGCAGCCCUAAGUGGCGGAAGAAGAUCACUACAAGUUGAUGGUCUUGCCGGGACAAUUAUGACUAUCUCGUAGAAUACCAACAUGCCCCCAAACUGUAUGCUGAAUGCACUCUUGCUGGCUCAAAAACGUUUUUGCAUGUCACAAUGAUUUUUGGUGACUAUUCUGAAAGCUAGCCAUGUCUCUCAAAGUCACCAAAAACACUUGAAAGUAUGUGGGGAGAUUCAAAUGAUAUUUCUUUUGUAAGUUCUACUGAAAAACAUUACUUCGAUUACUGAACCGUUUAUAUUGCUCUCUUAUCUUUAUGUG